Linum tenue is the source of this 291-nucleotide messenger RNA. NCBI's taxonomy places the organism in Eukaryota, Viridiplantae, Streptophyta, Magnoliopsida, Malpighiales, Linaceae. The record is from the annotation of a GenBank genome assembly.
AUGGGAAGAAGAAGCAGCAGCAGCAGCUUUCGGCGGAGCGGAAUCCUCCUGAUCUGCGCAAUCCUGGCGGCGCACCUCGCCAUAUCCACAUCGAAGGCCAUCGACUUCCUCCCGGCCCUCAACUCCCCCGGCGCCGGAUGCAACGGAUCCAUCGCCGAGUGUAUGGCGGCGGGCAGUGUUGGAGACGACAACGGCGACGGCGAGGAGUUCGCGAUGGAGUCGGAGUCAGAAAAGAAAAAUAAAAUACAAAAAAAGGGGUCAAUUAAGUUGCUGGGUCGGGUAUGUGGCUGA